AUGUCCAGCCACAACAUCAAUGAUCAGACUUCUGUCUCCUGCUUGAAGAACUUUUAUAACACGGUUCCAAACGAGAUCCUCAUUGAAACACUGACCUAUCUUCCUUUAGCGGAAAUGGGAAGCGUCCUGAGUAUUUCCCAAACCAUCAACAAACAAAUAACGACAACUCCACGAUACAUCAAGUCAAUAUUUGUAGGCUAUUGUGCGAGUGUCAACGUUCCUCGUUCCACAACUGACACCCAUUUAAAAACUAUUGAAAAGAUGACCUUCAAAGAUGCUCAUGAUUUCAUGAUCGCCUAUUUGAAAGAAAUGGUGGCGUUUCAGAAAGAAUUGAAAGCAAAGCGCCAGUUUGAGGAAAUGGCCAAGAUUCGUUUGGAAGAAGAAAGGAAAUCGAGAAAUGAAAAGGAGAGACUUGAAAGAGAAGCAAUGAUGCUAGCUCGAAGAAUGCUAGACAAUAAAUAA
Molecule: messenger RNA, 462 nt
Organism: Naegleria lovaniensis
Lineage: Eukaryota; Heterolobosea; Eutetramitea; Acrasida; Naegleriidae
Exons: 1
Coding region: 1-462 (153 amino acids)
Source: RefSeq, a predicted model, not a curated record